GCUCUUUGCCACUUCUACUGCGAGGAUGAAGACCAUUCUCAGCAAUCAGACUGUAGACAUCCCCAAAAAUGUCGACAUCACUCUGAAGGGGCGCACAGUUAUUGUGAAGGGCCCCAGAGGCACCCUGCGGAAGGAUUUCAACCACAUCGACGUAGAACUCAGUCUUCUUGGAAAGAAAAAGAAGAGGCUCCGGGUUGACAAAUGGUGGGGAAAUAGAAAGGAACCGGCCACUGUCCGCACCAUCUGCAUUCAUGUACAGAACAUGAUCAAGGGUGUUACGCUGGGCUUCUGUUACAAGAUGAGGUCUGUGUACGCCCACUUCCCCAUCAAUGUCGUUAUUCAGGAGAAUGGUUCUCUUGUUGAAAUCAGAAAUUUCUUGGGUGAAAAAUACAUCCGCAGGGUUCAGAUGAGGUCAGGCGUUGCUUGUUCAGUAUCUCAGGCCCUGAAAGAUGAGUUGAUUCUGGAAGGAAAUGACAUUGACCUUGUAUUAAAUUCAGCUGCUUUGAUUCAGCAAGAGACAACAGUUAGAAAUAAGGAUAUCAGAAAAUUUUUGGAUGGUAUCUAUGUUUCUGAAUAA
Pteronotus mesoamericanus is the source of this 577-nucleotide messenger RNA. RefSeq names its product 60S ribosomal protein L9-like. The transcript has a single exon. The coding region runs from base 26 to 577 and encodes 183 amino acids. The record is from RefSeq and is a predicted model, not a curated record. NCBI's taxonomy places the organism in Eukaryota, Metazoa, Chordata, Mammalia, Chiroptera, Mormoopidae. Gene Ontology annotation, cellular component: ribosome; cytosolic large ribosomal subunit. Gene Ontology annotation, molecular function: structural constituent of ribosome; rRNA binding. Gene Ontology annotation, biological process: cytoplasmic translation.